Diorhabda carinulata is the source of this 2043-nucleotide messenger RNA. RefSeq lists its product as uncharacterized. Gene Ontology annotation, molecular function: nucleic acid binding. The record is from RefSeq and is a predicted model, not a curated record. Lineage: Eukaryota; Metazoa; Arthropoda; Insecta; Coleoptera; Chrysomelidae. The transcript has a single exon. Gene Ontology annotation, biological process: DNA integration. The coding region runs from base 1 to 2043 and encodes 680 amino acids.
AUGCACGGAUUUUCGGAUGCGUCCGAAGAUGCAUUCGGAUCUUGUAUAUACCUGAGAUCUAUCGACGCGAAUGGUGAAGUGUUUACAAGUCUUCUAUGCGCAAAGUCCAAGGCCGCACCGUUAAAGACCGUUACGCUGCCGCGACUCGAGUUAAUGGCAGCCGUAACCUUAGUCAGAUUGUCGAAUGAAGUCAAAAGGUCAUUACGUAUAAAAAUUGAUCAGUGCGUUUACUGGUCAGAUUCAACGGUAGUUUUGGGAUGGCUGAAGCAUCCACCCAAUCAAUUGAAGCCCUUCGUUGCUAAUCGUGUCGCCGAAAUCCAAGACUUGUCGGCAGCUGAUAGCUGGCGUCACGUACCGACUAAAAGCAAUCCCGCAGACCUCGUAUCGAGAGGUGUAAAACCCAGAAAUUUAUUGAAUAACUCGCUGUGGUGGGAGGGGCCUCCAUUUCUAAAAGAAAGAAAGGAGAGCUGGCCUGAAUGUCUUAACAAAAACGAAAAUUUGCCCGAUAUUCGCAAACAAAAGGUUAAUUUACUUAUCUCGUGUUCAGAAAAUGAUUUUAUUAAACAUUUUUCGGACGUAAAUAAACUCAAGCGAAUCACCGCAUAUAUAAGAUGUUUCUAUUUAAACUGUAAGGCCAAGGGAAAUUCUGAACUAAGUAAUAGUGGACCAUUGGAAGUUUCUGAAUUAGACGGUGCAUUAAACUGUUUGACAAAAUUAUCGCAAGGCGAAUUCUUUCAUCGUGAUAUUAACAAAUUGAACAAGAAUAAACCUGCCGCUGACUGCAAAAUUAUUAGUCUUAAUCCGUUUUUGGACCGCGAUGGCAUUUUACGAGUUGGCGGACGGUUAACCAAUGCCAAAUUUGCUUUUGAGAAAAAACACCCGGCAAUUUUAUCGUCUAAAAGUCAUUUAGCCGAGUUACUAGUAAGGAACACGCAUUUACGAUUGAUGCACGCUGGACCGCAGCACACGUUGGUUACGCUUCGUGAAAGGUUCUGGAUUGUAGGCGGACGCACAUUAGUUAAAAACGUUGUGCGAAAAUGCAUUCCAUGUUUUAGGUAUAAACCCACUCAAACUCAACCCAUAAUGGCGCCUUUACCAGAAAUGCGUUUGAAAUCGAGACAUCCGUUUGAAUUCGUCGGCGUUGAUUAUGCCGGACCUAUGUCGAUCAAAAAUAAAUCCGGAAGAGGAUACAAGGUAUCCAAAGCUUACAUAUGCCUCUUUGUUUGUUGCGUUACGAAAGCAGUACAUACAGAGUUGGUGAGUGAUCUUAGUACGGAUGCUUUUCUGUUGGCUUUAAAACGAUUUGUCUCCAGACGAGGCAAGCCCGCUUGUAUUUACAGUGACAACGGCACAAACUUUGUAGGGGCCAACAAUGCCCUAAAGGAACUGGGAAGGUUUAUUAUUAAUAACGAAACAAAUUUAACAAACUCCUUUCAAGCUGAUGACAUAACUUGGAAGUUUAUACCUCCGCGAUCUCCUCACUUUGGAGGACUUUGGGAAUCGGGAAUUAAAUGUAUUAAGUAUCAUCUAAGACGUGUUACAAAAGAUUUGUCAUUCACUUUCGAACAGUUGUAUACUAUAUUGACCGAAGUGGAAGCAAUUCUAAAUUCUCAACCAUUAUCGCCCCUAUCAGACUCUUCUCAUGACCUUCAUCCUUUAACACCAUCACACUUCUUAAUCGGUCGAUCAUCAAAUGCUGCUCCUGAGCCUAACAUAACCCACUUGCCGAGAAAUCGGUUAUCCAUGUAUCAGCAUCUAGCCCAAGUUAAACAGCACCUUUGGAAAAGAUGGAACAAGGAAUAUGUGAGCGAAUUACAAACGCGAACCAAAUGGAAAUUUAACUACGACUCGCUCAAGGCAAACACAUUAGUGCUACUAAAGGAGGACAACCAACCCCCAAUGAAAUGGAAACUAGGACGCGUGGAAGCCAUUCAUCUCGGCGCAGACGGCGUAGCAAGAGUAGCCACAAUCCGUACCACUGACGGCCACGUAAAAAGAUCUUUUGCCAAGAUCUGCCCGUUGCCGCUUGACGACAAGGAGUAG